Molecule: messenger RNA, 2127 nt
Organism: Strongyloides ratti
Lineage: Eukaryota; Metazoa; Nematoda; Chromadorea; Rhabditida; Strongyloididae
Exons: 2
Coding region: 1-2127 (708 amino acids)
Molecular function (GO): oxidoreductase activity
Source: RefSeq, a predicted model, not a curated record
AUGAUUAUUUUUAAAAGUAUUGUUUUUAUUUUUUAUAUAAUUUUCACUUUUUUUACAUUACAAUCAACAUCAUUAGAUUGUUCUAAAGCACCAACUCAAGCCUUGAAAAUUGUAUGUGCGCAAAUUCAAAAAUGGGAUGAGGGUUCAAGAAAAAGUCCUCAACUAACUCCGAGUAUUGCAUUACCACCAGCUAUUCCUGGACAACCAGCUCCAAUGAUUGCAGCUGAGAUUGCACCUAUUGCUAGAACAGCAGCUCAGUGUAUGGAUAUUGGAUGUUUGUGUUCUUUUAUAGGUGGAAAUGGUAGUCCUGGUAAUAAUAAUUGUGUUUUAUCAAAUGGCCAAAAAUUAAAUAAAGCUUUAAGAAAAGAAUUAAGAAUGUUAACAACAGAAGAAAGACAACGUUAUCAUACAGCUGUACAAAGAUUAAAAGCAAAUGGUGAUUUCACUAAUUUUGCACAAAUACAUGCACAAUUUUCUUCAAGUGGUGGUGCACAUAGUGGACCAGCAUUCCUUCCAUGGCAUAGGGAAUUUUUAAAAAGAUAUGAAAUUGCUCUAAGACAAAUUGAUCCUUCUGUUGCUUUACCUUAUUGGGAUUCAACAUUAGAAAGUGAACUUCCAACACCAGCAGAUUCUAUACUUUUUAGUGAUCUUUUUGCUGGUACUACAGAUGCUCAAGGUAAUGUUGUUACAGGACCUUUCAAAGGUUUUUCUACAACAAGUGGUGCCCCAAAUAUCAAAAGAAGAGUUGGUGCACAAGGUAGUGUCUUCAAAGAAUCAGAAGUAAAUUAUAUUUUACAGCAAACAAAAGUAGAUCAAGUAUUAUCUUUCACAGCACCACAACAAGGAUGUCCAGCACAAAUUCAAUGGAAUGCUUUAGAAUAUACACAUGGAAAUGUACAUAUAUUUGUUGGAGGUGAUAUGUAUGAAACUUCAACAGCUGGUAAUGAUCCAAUAUUUUGGAAUCAUCAUUCAUUUGUUGAUUAUAUCUGGGAAAUGUGGAGACAAAAUAAACAAAAUAGAUUUGAUAGAGAACAAUCUUAUCCACAAGACAUGCAACAAUGUUCUUCAGCAAAUCAUUUUGCUUCUGGUCUCAUGAGACCAUUUGAACCAUGGAGAAAUAUUGAUGGAUUAAAUAAUAAAUAUACUGAUAACAUGUAUGAAUAUGCUCCUAGACCAACAUGUUCUCCAUCAAAACCUUCUUGUAAUAGUGAAUUUUUAUUUUGUAAAAUUACUGGUAAUAUUGGUAAAUGUACAGCAAAGGUUAAGCCAACUGGAAAUUGUAGAGGAUUAGAAGGAUCAAAUGGAGCUUGUUAUGAAAGUCAAUGUAUUAAUGGAAAAUGUGUAUCUAGUGUACCAAAUCCAAUAACAACACCAAAACCAGCAGUUUUACCAACACGUCCACCACCAUUUGUUAGGGUAACUAACUGCUUUAAUGAAAAUGAAUGUUGUAGUACAUGGGCUAGAAAUGGAGAAUGUCAAAGAAAUGCACCAUACAUGAAUGCUUGGUGUGCAGCUUCUUGUAAUAAAUGUAAAUUUAAUUAUGAUAUCAAUGCUGAAUGUUCAGAUAGACAUAUGAAUUGUGGAUUAUGGUCGAGAUCUGGUGAAUGCCAAAAAAAUUUAUUAUGGAUGACAGAAAAUUGUAGAAAAAGUUGUAAUAAGUGUGAUAUUACACGUGCUGCAAAAUGUAGUGGUGGUGGAAGAACAUUUGUUACUACUCCAAGACCUCCCGUACCUUCAGUUAAUGGAAAUCCACAAGAUAGAAGCACUUGUAAAUCAGUAGGAUGCUUUAAUGAAAAUGUUUGCUGCCCUAUUUGGGGUAUAAUGGGUGAAUGUGCAAGAAAUCCUUUCUGGAUGUCUUGUAAUUGCAGAGUUUCAUGUGGUUUUUGUGUUCCAAACGAUUAUUACUAUGGAAGUUGUAAUGACUACCAUAGACAAUGUCAAGAAUGGGCAAAUAGAGGUGAAUGUCAAAAAAAUCCAUGGAUGACAGAAAAUUGCCGUUCAUCAUGCCAAUCAUGCUACAGUCAAUAUGAAUUACGUUCAAUGUGUCGUAGUGGAACUAAACCUAUUGGUGGUUUCGUUAGUUGGGGACGUGAUAUGAAUUGGGAACUAGGACUUCGUUUUAGAUAA